Helicoverpa armigera (cotton bollworm) is the source of this 2881-nucleotide messenger RNA. Its product is annotated as pH-sensitive chloride channel 2. The record is from RefSeq and is a predicted model, not a curated record. The coding region runs from base 65 to 1576 and encodes 503 amino acids. Gene Ontology annotation, molecular function: chloride channel activity; excitatory extracellular ligand-gated monoatomic ion channel activity; transmitter-gated monoatomic ion channel activity involved in regulation of postsynaptic membrane potential. Gene Ontology annotation, biological process: signal transduction; chemical synaptic transmission; regulation of membrane potential. The transcript has 8 exons. NCBI's taxonomy places the organism in Eukaryota, Metazoa, Arthropoda, Insecta, Lepidoptera, Noctuidae. Gene Ontology annotation, cellular component: synapse; plasma membrane; neuron projection.
AAGCGGACCGCUUGACGAGCCGCGCUUCUAUUUUCCGCGAGUUGCAAAUGUUUAGUUAUUAGUCAUGGAACUAAAAAUCUCAAUUAUUUAUAUUACUCUUUUAGUAAUUUGCAAUACGGCGCAGGGACAGAAAACACAAUUACAAAAUGUAAUCACUGAUUGCCCGAGUCUGAACAAUGGCGACAGCUACACGCAGUCAGAGUUCCUAUCCCGGCUGGCCCACCAGUGCCGCUACGACCGGCUGCUGCUGCCUACCUACAAGACCAAUGACGUAGUGUAUGUGCACGCUAGCGCCUAUGUCUACUUUAUACAGCCGGCUGAGGCCCAUGAUCUGAACUUCAAACUUCAUUUUCUACUUCAACUACGAUGGACUGAUCCUCGGUUGGCAUAUCAAUUAUUUUCGCCAGAAAGGUCAAAAAUCAUAGGUGAGAGUGACUUGAGAGAACGGAUAUGGGUUCCACAUCUGUAUAUGUCCAACGAACAAUCCUCAAGCCUAAUGGGAACCGAUAGCAAAGACGUCUUGAUAUCAAUAUCGCCUACUGGUGAAGUAAUAUUCAGUCGGCGAAUGCAAGCCGUGCUUUACUGCUGGAUGAACCUCCAGAAGUUUCCAUUUGACGAUCAAACCUGCUCAAUGAACUUGGAAAGCUGGAAAUACAAUGCAUCCAUCUUACGCCUGAUGUGGGAAAAAGAAGACCCAGUGCGAUUAUCAUCAGAGCUACAUCUGACAGAAUACUCACUUCUAGAUUACUGGACGAAUGAAUCAGUUGUACGUGGGGACAUAGUCAAUAUGCGCCUCGGAGGUAGAUCGGGAAAUUACAGCGCUCUAAAGUUCACAUUUAAACUUGGUCGUGAAGUUGGUUACUACCUUAUGGAUUAUUUCAUUCCAUCUAUGAUGAUAGUCGCCAUGUCAUGGGUCACAUUUUGGUUACAAGCAGACGCUUCAGCUCCUAGGAUAACUCUAGGCACAAGCACUAUGUUAUCGUUCAUCACGUUGGCAUCCUCACAAGCGAAGACUCUACCAAAAGUAUCCUAUAUCAAAGCUAGUGAAAUAUGGUUCCUAGCCUGCACUGGAUUUAUUUUCUCUGCCUUAGUCGAAUUCGCUUUCGUAAAUACAAUUUGGCGAAGAAAGAAAGCGGUGAGCUUGAAGAAAGUAAACAGCAAGUAUAUAUUGAAGAGUACAUUGACGCCGCGGCUAGCUCGCAAAGAGCUGCAGAAGGAGUUGCAGGAAUCGUCCCCGCAGCUGAGCAAGUCGCGCUCGUGCUCCUCACUCAACCAGGAAACGAGCACCGACCCUGCGGGACCAGGAUACAACAACUAUUUGACCGUACACAGUUUCCCGUCUGCUAUGAACCUGCCGACGAUCACGACCCAGAGCUUCGACGAGCUGAUCGGGCAAGGAGGCAAGCAGCAACGCGGCAACGGCAGCGAGGGCUCCGACGAGCCGCCCAAGCACAACUGGACCACCAUGACGCCGCAGGAGAUCGCCACCUGGAUCGACAAGCGCUCCCGAAUUCUAUUCCCACUCAUGUUUGUCCUCUUCAACAUUAUUUACUGGACUUUCGUCUACUGCCUUUAAUUGUUCAAAUAUGAAGUGGUUGUUUUCAUACACGAAUAAUAUCUCCGGACAGUUUAGAUCCAGUGUAACGUAUUUUCUCUUUUGGAUACAAACUUCCUAUAUGUAGGCUAAUGUCUGGAUCUGAAAACACCACUUAGGUACAAAAUAGAAAGGAAGAGAAUGUUGGGGCAAAAUCUUCGAAUAGUAGGUUAUUUACCUACACAACUUUAAGUGGCCAUAAUAUUUAUACUUUUUGACGAUCAAAUUAAUGAUAGCAUUAUUUUUUGCCAAUCCGCGAAGCUUGCCUAUAAAGAUUCUAGUUACGCGAGGUUGUAUUGAAUUUGUAAGGACUGUGGAGGAACGAGGUGAGCAUGGUACACCUACCUGUUGCCUCUAGAAGUCACUACAAGUUUAUUGUUGAUUUAUUUUAAUGAAUCAAGCUGUAACGAUCGGUACUUAUUACUACUUAUAAUAAAAGAGUAGGUACGCAGAUGUGAUAUCUGAAAAGGCAAAAUAAUAUCUAUCGAAAUAAUUUAUUAUUUAUUUAUUUAUUGGAACAAACAUUCACAAAAACUAAUUGAUGUGAUUGAAAAUAGAAUGCAUUUCUGCAAGAAAGUAUUUGUUUUGAAUGAGUGUGAAAAUAUAAAUGCAAUCUUAGCUCAUAUCAAACUUUAGGGAACAAAUAAUUAGGGAUGUUUGAAGUUGCUAAUUUACAUUAGUAGGUACACAAUUAUGUAUAUCAAAGGUGUUUUUUUAAACUUUAUUCCAAUGUGAACGUUACAUGUUAAUUAAGUAAAGUUAGUACUUAUUUUUGAAACACUAUAACGAGAUUUAUUUUCGAUUCGCAUUUAUGUAAAGUAUAUCAAAUGAGAUUAGUCGACUUUAGUCAAACUAUGGUAAGACAUUAAUAUUGUAACUGUUUUGUUAUAAUUUUGUUAAGUAAACGUUAUUUAUUAAGUCAAAUGUAGUACGUCGGACCGAGAUACAUAUCAAACAAAAUUAAAGGUGCAUAUCUAAUUAUUUAUUGUAAAUCGCGUUGUGAUUUUGAAAGCGGUCUGUGUUCAAAAUGUUAGAUUUGUAGGUAGGUACUAUUUGUACACUCUUUUAAAAGAUUAUUUAUAAUUUAUUCAUAAUGUAGUGAGUGUGAUAGAAAAUGAUAGAAUAAUAAUUCACAGUGUACAUACGCAUGUAGAUACAUAUUUUUGUUAAAGGUAAUUUUCAAAAAAUUAAGUGCCUCCAAGAGAUUAUUUUAGAUAGAUUAAGAAAACUUGUCUACGUAUUAGAUAAGUCCUAUUUGUAAUCUCAAUAAUAUAAACUCGAAGCAUG